GCGCUGUCUUUGUUUACAGUAAAGGGAAGUGAACAGCGUAGCACAGUGUUCUAUUACGUUCAAGUGCUUUUAUUCAAAAAAGUACAAGCUAACAGCAUCGACUAUUACUAGGAUCACAUCGCAGUUAUGGUGGCAAUGACGAAGAAGGUGAAAACCUUCCAAAUCACCCUAUCGGAUUCAAACAAGUCCUUUUACUGCGGCGGGGACAAGGUGUGUGGCCGAAUUGAAGUAGAGGUGAGCGAGGUGACUCGGGUGUCUGCAAUGAAGAUACUGGCUCUGGGCUGCGCCAAAGUGGAGUACGCUAAAGGCAAGCAACGGUGCCGCCAGGAGGCCGAGUACUUACGCUAUGAAGAGGUCCUGCAGUUGAGCGAGCAGCCCACAGAUUCCGAUGGAUCAGUUGUCUUAAGGCCUGGUAAUAAAUAUGAGUACAAGUUUGGAUUUGAUCUUCCUCAGCAAGGGCAGCUGGUGUCUUCAUACAAGGGGAAGUUUGGUUAUGUCCACUAUUAUGUAAAGGCCUUGAUGGAGAGGCCACAGCAACCUAUUCUGGAGUGCAAGAAAUGCUUCGAGGUGGAGGAACCUCUGGACGUCAACACACCAGAUCUGCUGUCUCCCACAGGUGGCACAAAGGAGAAGAAGGUCACCUGCAUGUUCAUCCCUGAUGGUCAAGUGUCGCUGAAUGCAAAAAUUGACCGACGUGGAUUCUGUGAGGGCGAAGACAUUUGUAUCAAUGCGAAGUUUGAGAACACUUGCUCACGCAUUGUGGUGCCCAAGGCCGCCAUCAUCGCCAAACAUACUUACCAGGCCAAUGGCCGCACCAAGGUCUUCCGUCAGAAGCUUUCUUCAGUGCGUGGAAACCACAUUAUCUCAGGCAUGUGUGAUGCCUGGCAGGGAAAGACUAUCAGGGUGCCAAAGAUCAAACCGUCCAUGCUUGGCUGCAACAUCAUUCGUGUGGAGUAUGCCCUAAUGAUUUAUGUCCACAUCCCAGGUAGUGAGAAGCUAAUUCUAGAGCUACCUCUGGUUAUUGGAACUGCUGGUCUUGGUAGCCGUAGCAACAGUGUUAGCAGCCAAGAGGGUUCAGUCAGCAAUGCGUCUCAGAGUUGGGUGUCCCUCAGGAUGCCCUCUGAGCCUCCAAGUUACUGUGACAUCACUAAGGACUGCCGCCUGGACCAGCCUCUUACCCCGCUGCUGGAUGAUGUCGACUGUGACGACAGUCCCAUCUUCAUGAAUGCACCCAGCUUCCAGUACCCAUCACCUCCAACCUACACUGAGACAGAGGAGGAGUACAUUGGGAAUUCAGUCAUGCUUCCUGUCUGCUGAAGCUCAUCAGUGGGGAUCCUGGAGAUGUAUUCACUGACUAUUCUUCAAAGGCACUUACAAUGGAGUUGAGUUGCCCACACCAGAUGUAAAGCCAGGGAUAUAAAGAUAAAGACAAAGAUUCUUACUUAUCACUGUGCUUCAUCACCUACAGUACAGACCAAAAGUUUGGACACACCUUCUCAUUGAAUUCAAUUAGAAAGUGUGUCCAAACUUUUGGUCUGUACUGUAUGUUGAUCCAAAGUCUUCCUUCUGGUGCUUGUUUUGCUUAUGACCUGAGGUCAUAGAUUCUGUGGCACAUUACAUUUCUGAGUAAGCUGUUCCUUCUUAAGACUGUGGGUAUCAAGCAUCAGAUGUGUCAGACCCCAGCCUGCUAUAACUUGUUUUCUUUCAAUCAUGAAUCUCUGUCAUUCCAAUCAAGUCUUGGAUUUGUAAGAGAAUUUAGAGGAAGGUUCAUUAUUUUGUGUCGCAGUACUGUAAAGAAUUUGUUGGGAACAAAUUUUUCACAGGUAAAAGAACCAUAAACAGCUUUCUUUUUUCCAUGUUGUUUUGAGCAUCCACUUAAGCCACAUUUUAUACCACAACUCUUAACCUAAUUUUGUUUGAUGCUUGUUGGUUUUUGAUGUAAAAGUAAAAUAUUUCCUGGGGAAAAAUCCACCUUGUUAAAAAAUGUCUAUAUUUGACUUUCAUUUAACAUUGCAAAAUUCAUUCAAGUGGCAACAUUGUUUUCUUGUAAAAAGCACCUUAUGUGAAUACAAGCUUUGUAUGUAAUUUGCAGUUGUCUAAGAAGGCAUUUCACAGUAACAUCUACUUUGUUCUCAUUCUUUAAUUUCUGAACUAUCAGGGCCCAAAAUGAGUUCGUUGUGCAAGACUGUAUAUUUGCAAUGCUUUGUCUCGACAUGAGUUAUUUUUGUAUGGAACCCUAUGGGUCAGUUUUUUGAAUAAAGAAAUGUCUAAAAUGAGGCAGAAUUUCUGCUCUUCAACAUA
Xiphophorus hellerii (green swordtail) is the source of this 2301-nucleotide messenger RNA. It is a transcript of the gene txnipa, whose product is annotated as thioredoxin interacting protein a. The transcript has 6 exons. The record is from RefSeq and is a predicted model, not a curated record. Gene Ontology annotation, molecular function: ubiquitin protein ligase binding. Gene Ontology annotation, cellular component: cytoplasm. NCBI's taxonomy places the organism in Eukaryota, Metazoa, Chordata, Actinopteri, Cyprinodontiformes, Poeciliidae. The coding region runs from base 127 to 1317 and encodes 396 amino acids. Gene Ontology annotation, biological process: protein transport.